GCCCGGACACCGGGCAAACUCAGCUGUCAUCUGAGUCCGUCGAUGAUAAAGAUGGCAGGGAACACGUCUUACACUAUAGUAGAGUAUUUCGGCGGAGAUGACGGUUACCGCUGUGGUUACUGUAAGAAUGAGAAGGGAAACUUUUCUCACGGGAUGUGGUCUCACACCAUGACUGUGCAAGACUACCAAGAUCUCAUAGACAGAGGAUGGAGACGAAGUGGGAAGUAUGUCUAUAAGCCCAUAAUGAGCAAGACAUGCUGUCCACAGUACACCAUCAGAUGCCAUGCACUGAAAUUCCAGCCUUCCAAAUCCCACAAGAAAGUCCUGAAGAAGAUGAGCAAAUUCAUUUCCAAAGGGGAAUUACCAAAAGGACAGGAUGAUGGGGAGCCAAUGGACUCGGUGUGUGAAGAAGCAAGUCCAAGGGAACCGAGUAAAGUCUGUCACUCAGAAGUAAAGUGUGCUGAUGUCACAGACAUUCAGAAGGAAGUAGCAGAGUGUCCCGCUAUCACAGAAGUACAGAAGGAGGUAGCGGAUGCCGCACCUGCCAGCUCAGAAACAUCAAUAAAGGAUCCAGUGUCUGUCCCAGAUGGGAGAACAAUAGCAACAGCUCCAAAACCAGGAGUGGGAGCUGAUGCUAGCCGGCCGCUAUGUCGGAAGGCAAAAGACCUGAGGAAGGAGCGACGUCUUCAGAAAGAGCAGAUGAGGUGUGAAGCUGAUGGGGUCUCUUCCAUUGUCUCUCCUACCCCAACUACUCAGACCAACCAACCCAAAUCCCUGGAAGAUUUCAUCAGUGAAUCAUUGCCUGACAGCUCUUCUCAUUGCCUUGAGGUGAGGCUAGUGCGCUCCAAUCCCCCUAGCCCGCAGUUCAAAGCCUCUUUCGACGCCUCCUACCAGGUGUACAAACUCUACCAGAUGGCCAUUCACAAGGACCCUCCUGACAAACCCUCCGAGAGCCAGGUGAGGCUAGUGCCAGUCAACUUUGAGGACCCUCAGUUCACAGCAUCCUAUCAGCAGUCGGUGGCGCUGUACGCCUGCUACCAGAUGGCCAUUCAUGGCGAUGACCCCAGCGAAUGUAAUGAGAGUGAGUUCCGGAGAUUUCUCUGUGAUUCACCACUAGAGGCCGAACAUUCUCCAGAUGGGCCCGAGAUGGGCUACGGCUCCUUCCACCAACAAUACUGGCUGGACGGGCGUAUUGUGGCAGUCGGGGUGAUCGAUAUCCUGCCUACGUGUGUGUCCUCUGUCUACCUGUACUACCACCCAGACUUUGCCUCACUGUCUCUGGGCUCCUACUCUGCUCUCAGGGAGAUCGCUUUCACCAGGCAGGUGCAGAAACAGUCCCCCAAGCUGUCCUACUACUACCUGGGCUUUUACAUUCAUUCCUGUCCCAAGAUGCGGUAUAAGGGACAGUACCGGCCUUCAGACCUCCUAUGCCCCGAAACCUUUGUCUGGGUACCAAUAGAGCGAUGCCUACCCCAGCUGGAGAACUCCCGCUAUGCUCGUUUCAACCAGGAUGCUGAUGCAGGAGAUGUUCGGGUGCUGAAGGAUGUGGGAAGAGCUCUGGUGCUAUACAGACGGACCGUCAUGCCCUAUGCAGUCUACUCCCGCAAACGCAAAGGCUCCAGCGACGAGGCGGAGGUGCAGCAGUACGCCGGCUUGGUUGGCCAGGACUGUGCUGAAAGGAUCUUGCUCUACCGCAACUAAACACACAGCCACUGCACCUUUUUAUUAUGCGUAAACACACUUCCCAGCAAUGUAUGUCUAUUUAUUUAUGUCUGUGUGUCUCCUUACUGUCAAUGAAAGUGCUUUCUGCUGCCUCUCCACGUAGUCCCUCCAUGCGUAGCUCUACACUGGCUGGAACAAUGCAGUAGCCGCUCACUGUCUAAUGUAUGUACUGUAUGUAUGUCACCCAUUGGCCUCAUUCAUCAGUAAUCAGUCAUUCACAUAUAUGAUUAAAAUUUUUUUUCACCCCUGAAUCCUGCAGCAUCCAUUCUCAGUUUAGUUCUUGUGCAUCUGUUUGUUUGAUUUGACUCUGUGCAGGGACCAGUCCCUUGAAUGUCAUUUGAUAUGAUGUGUUCAUCGCUUUGAUUAUAUGCGCCACCUUCAAUCCUGUACACUUAAAUAAUGGUGUCAAAAGAGCGUGUAGCUGCACACAGGUGAGAGCUCUUCUCUGAACUGGCACAGGUUUGGACUUCUUCCUCCUUUGGUGAUUUUUGAAGGUGGUUUUCAGUUGCUUACAUUAUAUCCCAAAACAUCAAACUGACUUGUUCCACACCACAACAUGGUAAAGAUUUUUAUCACUGGGUUUACGUGAAGCAAAGAACUCACUGUCUUCAAUGUUUUUGUCUGUUAUAUUUAUAGUUUUAUUUGCUUUGCUUUUCUUUUCUUUUAAAAACACUAUUAUUUUUGGUUAAACUGAAUAAAGGGGUUGUAUAUUCCCUGC
This is a messenger RNA of Chelmon rostratus (copperband butterflyfish), 2440 nucleotides long. RefSeq names its product arginyl-tRNA--protein transferase 1. Lineage: Eukaryota; Metazoa; Chordata; Actinopteri; Chaetodontiformes; Chaetodontidae. The transcript has 13 exons. Bases 43 to 1701 code for a protein of 552 amino acids. Gene Ontology annotation, molecular function: arginyl-tRNA--protein transferase activity. Gene Ontology annotation, biological process: protein arginylation. The record is from RefSeq and is a predicted model, not a curated record. Gene Ontology annotation, cellular component: cytoplasm.